AUGUGUUGUGUAGGUUCUGCCAUGGCAGAUGGUGUGGACCUCAGCCGAAAGUUUGUGUCAGAGUCUGAAUUAGACGAGAUUAGGAAAAAAAGGCAGGAGGAAUGGGAGAAGGUCCGCAAGCCAGAUGACCCGGAGGAGGCCCCCGAGGAGGAGUAUGACCCCCGAUCUCUGUACGAGAGGCUACAAGAGCAGAAAGACAAGAAACAGGAAGAAUAUGAGGAGCAGUUCAAAUUCAAGAACAUGGUUAAAGGCCUGGAUGAAGAUGAGACCAGCUUUCUUGACGAGGUCUCACGGCAGCAGUCUCUAAUAGAGAAACACAGACGGGACGAGGAAGCUCAGGAGAUAAAAGAAUACAGGAUAUCCUUUUACACCUUAAAGCGCACACAAUAUUACUAUCAGGAGGCGGUCGAGCCCAAAUCCCCAGGCGCGGGCGUGACUCGCUCAGGCAUCCUCCACCUGCCCUCCGCCGCUGUAUGCGUGGGCAUCCUGCCAGGGCUCGGCGCUUACUCGGGCAGCAGCGACUCGGAGUCCAGCAGCGACAGCGAAGGCUUGGGUGCCGCCCCCUCGCCUUCUCAGCGGUGCACUACCUAAAACGAUUUAACACUAGGUAUCCGUUAUUUCAGUGUUUCACUUUUGGAUAAAUCUGUUUGGUUACUUGCUUGAUGUUUAUUAAAGGCUGUAAUGUUAA
This is a messenger RNA of Sinocyclocheilus rhinocerous, 688 nucleotides long. Its product is annotated as protein FAM192A-like. The record is from RefSeq and is a predicted model, not a curated record. The transcript has 5 exons. Lineage: Eukaryota; Metazoa; Chordata; Actinopteri; Cypriniformes; Cyprinidae. The coding region runs from base 1 to 591 and encodes 196 amino acids. Gene Ontology annotation, cellular component: nucleus.